CAAAGGAAUGGUUAAAGGAGACGAACGACAUCGGCAGAAUGAGAUGAACAAAUGAAUGGAUUGAAAAAUAUAUGGAAAGAAGAGACAGAAGGGUAAUGAAGCAAGAAGAGUAGAAACAAGAAAUAAGAGAGAAUAAGAGGGAAAAAAAGAGGAAAAAAAACAAUUAUUAAAAGAAAGGAAAAGAGAAAAAGGAAGAAAUUAGCCUUGUAACUAGUCGAUAAUAAAGACAGCAAUAUUAUGUAUGUCAAUAUUAUGUGUUUUGUCGUUUUUGACUAGGAGCUUGUUGGCAGCAACAACGUGUGUGCUUGAAUGAUUCAAAGAUUCAAUGUCUCCACACUGUGGCAACAGAUAUCGCGUAACGGUGCCUGCACCCGCCACCAAAGAAACACGUGGCUUUCUAAUUUGUAACUAACAAAUAAAUAAACCAAUCGGUGUGAUUUUAGAGACACGGGGACGGAGAUUCGCUGCGUCGCCAUUCAUUAUGGUAGAUUGGCUGUGGACUACAUUUGGAAAUCGCCACUCUUCAAAAACGCUUAAGAAAAUCCGAAAAGAAAAGAUGUGUCUAAAUAUAAAAUGGAUGUUUUUAUUUUUUGUUUGUCAACUUCCAACUGUAUACCUUGUUGAUCGUGGCAACUUUAAAACUUGCGAUCAAAGUAGUUUUUGUAGGCGGAAUCGUGCAAUUCAACCUGGUUCAUCACCAUACGCAAUCUUGCAAUCUACAGUUAAGUUAGAAAUUGGUACCAUCUCUUGCGAUGUAAUCAACACCAAUAACAAUGUGUCUUUCAAGCUGACCAUUGAUACUCUCGCUAAAAAUUCUGCAAGAAUCCGAAUAACUGAGUUGAGUCCCAUCCGGCCAAGAUAUUUUGUAGAUGAUUCUUUGGUGAAAGAACCUCAAAAAAUAAAGUUUAUGAAAGAGUCAGAAGAUGGCAACUCCCUCAAAGUAAAAUUUGAAGCAAAUGUUGUAGAAAUCACUUACAAACCCUUAAAAAUUGAUUUUUUCGAUUCUGAAGGAGUUUUACUGGUGUCUGUAAACAAUAAAGGAUUGAUGAAUUUUGAGCACUACAGGAAUAAACAAGUUGCUAACGAAGAAUCUAAACCAGCAGAGAAUGACAAUAGAAAUGAGAAUUCUGAAGAAACUAAAUCAGAAGAUGACAAAGAUGAGGAUGACAAAGAGCAGGAUGAACCAAAGGAGGCAACUUCAAAUGAAAGUGAAAAAGGGUUAUGGGAGGAAGAUUUCAAAGAGCAUCAUGAUUCCAAACCAUAUGGACCAAGUUCAGUUGGUUUAGAUGUUUCAUUUGUUGGAUUUGAACAUGUAUAUGGUAUUCCAGAGCACGCAGAUUCUUUGGCUCUCAAACACACCACUGGUGGUGAUCCUUAUCGUCUGUACAACUUGGAUGUGUUUGAGUACGAGCUGGAUAAUCCCAUGGCCUUAUAUGGUUCAAUCCCCUACAUGAUGGCUCACAAUGCGUACAAAACUGUAGGCGUGUUUUGGAACAAUGCUGCUGAAACUUGGGUUGACAUUGCAUCAUCUAAGUCUGUGCUAAGCUCGUUGAUAUCGCUUUUCAAAACAGGCGAUAUUCCAGAAGUUGAUACACACUGGAUGUCUGAAAGUGGCAUUAUUGAUUUAUUUAUCAUGCUUGGACCCAAACCUCAUGAUGUAUCACAUCAAUAUUCUACACUAACUGGAACUACUACGCUACCACCGAUGUUUGGUAUCGCUUACCACCAGUGUCGUUGGAAUUACAACGAUGAAGAAGAUGUAAAACAAGUUGAUGCCAACUUCGACAAGCAUGAUAUACCUUACGAUGUACUGUGGUUGGAUAUCGAACACACCGAUGGUAAAAAAUAUAUGACUUGGGACGUUGCUAAGUUUCCAGACUCGAAGAAAAUGAUUGAAAACGUUGCGUCGAAGGGACGCAAAAUGGUGACCAUUAUUGAUCCGCAUAUAAAGCGUGAAUCUGGUUAUCAUAUCCAUACCGAAGCAACAGAUAAGCAGUUGUAUGUGAAAAAGAAGGACGGUAGUGACUAUGAAGGCUGGUGCUGGCCAGGAUCGUCUUCCUGGAUUGAUUUUGUCAACCCAGAUGCACGUGCUUGGUGGGCUAGUAAAUUUGCUUUGGACCAAUAUCAGGGUUCUACACUGAAUCUCAUGACCUGGAAUGACAUGAAUGAGCCAUCCGUCUUUAAUGGGCCUGAAAUAACAAUGCACAAGGACGCUGUGCAUUAUGGAAAUUGGGAACACCGUGAUGUGCAUAAUCUUUAUGGGAUGUAUCUUCAUAUGUCUACAUUUGAAGGUCACCUGCAAAGAUCAGAUGGAAAAGAAAGACCAUUUGUUUUGUCCAGGGCUUUCUUUGCAGGAUCCCAGCGAUAUGGACCAAUUUGGACAGGUGACAAUAAAGCAGAUUGGUCUCAUUUGAAAGCUUCCGUACCAAUGUUGUUGUCACUUAAUGUUGCAGGAUUGCCCUUCUCUGGAGCUGACGUUGGUGGAUUCUUUGGUAACCCAGAACCUGAACUUCUUGUUCGUUGGUAUCAGGCUGGUGCUUUUCAACCGUUUUUCCGUGGUCAUGCUCACCUUGACACCCGUCGCCGAGAGCCAUGGUUGUUUGGUGAGGAAAACACUAAACUAAUUCGAACUGCAAUCAGAAAGCGUUACGCAAUUUUACCUUACCUUUACACCUUGCUGCGUAGAAGUUACGAAGAAGGCUUAGCUGUUAUGAGGCCUCUUUGGAUGGAAUUCCCCGAAGACACGAAGACGUUUUCUAUGGAUGAUGAGUACCUAUUAGGAAGUGCUUUACUAGUGAAGCCUGUCACAGACUCUGGCAAAGAUGAUAUUAUUGUUUACUUCCCUGGAAAGGACACGCAGCCUUGGUAUGACUUUGACUCGUUCGCAGUACAUUACGGAGGCAAAUCUGAAGCUAUUCCCACACCAAUGUAUAAGAUACCAGUGUUUAUUCGUGGAGGAAGCAUCCUUCCAGUUAAAGAACGUGUACGUCGCGCAUCUUCCCUAAUGGUUAAUGAUCCAUACACAAUAGUCAUUGCCUUAAACCACGAGGGUAAAGCUGAAGGUGAAUUAUACAUUGAUGAUGAGCACUCGUUGGAUUAUAAAAAUGGAGAGUACAUCUCUUCCAAGAUUUCUAUGAGUGGUCUAACUAUCACAAAAUGGGAUACUCAUAGCAAAUUUAGUACUAAAUCUUGGGUUGAAAGAAUAAUAGUCGUUGGGUUAAAGACAAGACCAUCUUACUGCACCAUCAUGUUAGACAAUGAUAUGAAAAGUUUGGAAUUCACUUACGAUGCUGAGAAGCAGCUGUUGGUUAUUAAGAAACCUGUUCCUUAUAUUGAUGGUAACUUCACCAUUACAAUGGGUUGAAACGAACUAGAAAACGUUUUAGGAGAAAUUUACUAAUUUUUUUAAAGUACUGCCAUUUUUCCGUCCUUUUAUUUAUUCGAUUUGAUACAUAUUUUGAAGCUGUGUUUUUGCGGUGUUAUGGUGAUUGAAAGAUGAAAAAAAACUGGACUUUGAGAUUCAGAUGUGCGAUUUUAAAAAUAUCGACGAUAUAGCGAUGUAAGAAUUUUUUAACAAUUUUUGUGUAUUGUUACUGUUCAAUUUUGUGCGUUUCGAUGCAUGUCAAA
This is a messenger RNA of Hydractinia symbiolongicarpus, 3627 nucleotides long. Its product is annotated as neutral alpha-glucosidase AB-like. The record is from RefSeq and is a predicted model, not a curated record. Gene Ontology annotation, molecular function: carbohydrate binding; alpha-glucosidase activity. The transcript is spliced from 20 exons. Gene Ontology annotation, biological process: N-glycan processing; carbohydrate metabolic process. Lineage: Eukaryota; Metazoa; Cnidaria; Hydrozoa; Anthoathecata; Hydractiniidae. The coding region runs from base 482 to 3364 and encodes 960 amino acids.